Molecule: messenger RNA, 3833 nt
Organism: Nematolebias whitei (Rio pearlfish)
Lineage: Eukaryota; Metazoa; Chordata; Actinopteri; Cyprinodontiformes; Rivulidae
Product: rho guanine nucleotide exchange factor 12
Biological process (GO): G protein-coupled receptor signaling pathway; intracellular signal transduction
Cellular component (GO): cytoplasm
Molecular function (GO): G protein-coupled receptor binding; guanyl-nucleotide exchange factor activity
Source: RefSeq, a predicted model, not a curated record
GACCCUCUGUCUCCCAUCACAGUCACCAGUCGCCCUCCUUAUCGCUUUGGCGUGCAAAUAAUAGGAGCUGAAGAUGACUGUUUUGAUUCAGAUCAGGAGCAAACAAACGGCCAGUGUAACAGCUUUAACAGUAUUGAUCAGCUCAAGUGUCGUCCUGCCCACCUCGCAGCAUUCCUGCACCAUGUCAUUUCCCAGUUCGACCCCGCUCCAGUGCUGUGCUACCUCUAUGCUGACUUCUAUAAGCAAACUAACCCCAAAGAGACCAGACGAGUGUUCUUGGACUUUCACACCAUCUUUAUGGACCGGGCAGCAAAUUUAAAAGUUCCUGUUCCUGAAUCAGUUUCUUCUGAUCUCAACCGCCGGCGGACGGACCUGAUCCCAGAGGAAAUAAACAGGCAGUAUGUUCAAACACUGCAGGACUCUCUGUUCCCUGACAUUCUGAAAAACCUCGAGGACUUCAGGCAGAAACGUAGCAUGGGCCUAACUGUGGCUGAAGUUGAGCUGAACAGACUGGACCAAGAGAGAGUCAGAGAUCGGGUUACUCUUGAGCGGGAAUGUUCGUAUGCCGAGAACAUCAUCAGCAAAAUAGAUGACAUCUUGGUGACCACUCAACCCACAGAAGAAGAAAAAUGCACUACAAUACAGUAUGUUAUCUAUACAUACAUGAAGCACCUUGGUGUGAGGGUCAAGGAACCUCGAAAUCUGGAGCCCAAACGUGUUCGGAUCAGCUUCCUCCCUAAGAUGAAGAAAAGCAUCAAGUCAGAAAAGGAAGGAGACGAGAAAGUGGAGAAAAAACCCAGAUUUACUUUCCGUGCACCACAGCGUUGGCCCAGUCGCAAUGAUGGGAUUAAAGGGCCGGACAAUCGCACCAGGCCACAAAGACAGGUCUCUCAGCCCAUACUGGUGACGAAUGAGCAAAUGGAAGGUGUUCUAAGAGGCAGCCAAUCAAGUGAAGGCCCUGAACUCACUCACUCCAUGUCUGUCAACACCUCGUCUCCAAACAGCAUCACCAACAACUCAGACACCAGCCAAGAUGCUGAUAUUGGUGGGACACCAACAUCAGGCCCCUCCAAGCUGACUGAUGGUAUCCAGUCUGACCCGCUGGGUGGAUUAUCAUGUCCUGCUUCACACUUGGAGUUUUUUAGUCUGGACCAUCUUCAAGAGGAUGACAGAGAAAGUGACAGAGCUCCUGAGGGAACACCAAAAGCCAUCAGAAGACUCGAGGGACUGGGUGCUGUAGAUGUUCAGAGUGAGGAUGAUCAGGGCACCGACUCCGAACACGAUCCACCGAACUGGCAGCAAUUGGUGGGACGAGAGGUCCUUGCAGGUCUCAGGCCUCAUGAGAUCAAGAGACAAGAAGUUAUCAAUGAACUGUUUUACACAGAGCGCGCACAUGUACGAAUGCUCAAGGUUCUGGACCAUGUUUUCUACCAGAAGCUUUCCAAAGAUGCAAUCCUUCCUCCUGCUGACAUCAAGAACAUCUUCACCAAUCUGGAAGAGGUUCUACAGCUGCACGUUUCAUUACUUGAGCAAAUGACAGCUGUUCGUAAGAGAAACGGGUCUUCAGUGAUCGAUCAAAUAGGAGACGACUUGCUCUCGUGGUUCAGCGGUGGAGAGGAGAAAAUCAAGCAAGCGGUGGGGACAUUUUGCAGUAACCAGCCUUUCGCUCUGGAGAUCAUCAAGACCAAGCAGAAGAAAGACUCAAGGUUCACUUCAUUCAUCCAGGAGGCAGAGAGUAACAGACUGUGUCGCCGACUGCAGCUUAAAGACAUCAUUCCUGUAGAAAUGCUGCGGCUCACCAAGUAUCCUCUGCUUCUAGACAACAUUGUCAAGUACACAGAUAAUUCAGAGGAGAAGGUCAAAGUAAAGCAGGCAGCAGACUGCUGUAGAAGGAUCCUCAGUCACGUUAACCAGGCUUUGAAAGAGUCUGAAGACAAGCAGAAAUUAGAAGACUAUCAGAGAAGACUGGACCUCUCCUCACUGAAGCAGACAGACAACCCCAUGAUCCUUGAGCUAAAGAACUUGGAUCUAACCAAGAAGACGUUGAUUCAUGAGGGUCCACUGUCAUGGAAAGUGAACAAGGACAAGACUAUUGAGUUGUACACUCUUCUCUUGGAGGACAUUCUCGUUCUGCUGCAGAAACAAGACGAGCGUUUAAUCCUGAAGUGUCACAGCACAAACCUGGCAGGGACCGCAGAUACCAAACACAUCUACAGCCCCAUCAUCAAGCAGAGCACUGUGCUAGUGCGUUCUGUGGCUACAGACAACAAGUCCUUCUUCGUUAUCUCCAUGUCAGAAAACGGUCCCCAGAUCUAUGAGUUAAUGGCGCCCACAGUCUCGGAUAAAAAGACGUGGCAAAGUCUGAUCUCCCAGCGGGCUGAUACGAUGAAAACCAAACCUCACAGCGUCAUACCAUUACCUCAGCCGGACGGGGAGAGAGAUGGAGUGGAGAUCAUAUCAGCAGGUGCUUCCAGACUGAGUAGAGACGCAGACCGCACGUCCACCGGCAGCGCUCAGUUCACAGAUAAAGAGAGCAAUUCAUCCCCUAGAAGUGCACUGCAGAGUUCUCCAAUUGGUAGUAAUCCAUUUGAAGAGGAAAAGAAAGAUGAAGAGGAGGAAGAAGGAUUUGUGGACCCAGAACUUCCAUAUCAAGUGGCUGAAGUCGACAGAGAAGGAGACUUGUUUGAUGCGUUUCCCUCCAGAGCAGAGGAAGCCUUAAAAACAUUGGCAGCAUUAAAGCAAGUGUUAGUGACUCAGCUGAUGUCCCAGGAGGCAGCAGAGCAAACCAAACGCUCCACUGGAGCCCGUCUCCUGAGGACCACCUCUUUGCGGACCCCAACAGACAGCCGCGCUAUGGUGAUGGUCCACAACAGCUCAGAGAAAAGCAGUUCAAAAACACAGGACCUGGCUCAGGACCUGGGGUCAGGGGACACUGGAUUCUUUGACUCACCUGAAGAUUACGGGUGUUUAGUCCUGGAGGGCUACGGUGGUCCCGGGGAGAGCAGCACCGAUGAUGACAUCAUGGCAUCAACCAAUGGGAAGCAGCUAAGCACCUCGCAAGUCUGUGCUGCAGACUCUGGCAUCAAUUUAAGAUUUUCCUCAACGUCACAGGUCGGCAGCCUCUCCUCUUUCAGCAGACAGGUGCUGUCUCACCUUAGAAACCUUCAGACCAACCUCAACUGUCUGAAGGAGGUUGAGGCUAAGUACAAUAAUUUAAUACGCCAAAGACCAGAGAGGUCAAUAACAGACAUGGAUGAAAACAAAGAUAAGAGAUAGUGUGGACGUCAGUGUGCUUCACGUUUAGGCUCUGGUCCCAAAGAAGAAGUACCAACUUAUAGUCUGCUCUUUCUUCUUGUCUCCUGGACAUUCUGGACAUCCUAUAAGCUUGUCCUGUCACUGCUGAUUACAUUUUUCAUCCCCCAUGUUCGGAGAAUGAGAGACUUGAGUGUGAGCAGUCGUUUGAAGGGAGGAUUUAUGUACGUGAUGUCACGCCGCCCUUCUCAGCACAAGGCAAUCAGGGAAGUGGGAUUGCCCCAGAACCUCAUCCUCUUCUACCAUUGAACCCUCAUUUCCCCCUAAACUCCCUUCAAGAAAGAGAACUUAUACCAAAAUGUACAAAGAUGUGUGUUUAGAAUAUAUAUAUAUGAAACACAAACGAGAAAAGGAAAAUUUUAAGAUAUUGUAUUAAGAUUUUUUUUUAUCCCAAGAUGUAUUUAUUUUCUUUUUUUUUCUUUGUUUUUAAAAAAAAUUGUGUUUCCCAAAUUGCUUGCAUGCUUUUGACCACGGUGUUACCUUUUAGCUGCUUUAUGCUCCAGUCAAACAUGGUUAGUGUG